AUGGAUUCUUGUGCUUCAAGAAACGACCGGAGGCUGAUGUUCAAAUCAAAAACACCUCAUUUUUUCAAGAUAAUUCUUGAUGAUCAUGAUGAAAAGCUUUACAUUCCAAGAAAAUUUGUCCGAUUGUACGGAAACAAUCUGUCGAAUUCAGUAGUCCUGAAAGUUCCAACAGGCGCAAAAUGGAAACUAGAAUUAGUGAAAUGUGAUGGUGAGAUUUGGUUGCAAAAUGGCUGGCAAGAGUUUGUCAAGUAUUACUCUAUAGCUUAUGGGUCCUUUCUAGUGUUUGAAUACAAUCAAGAAAAAUCUGAAUUCGAUGUAUCGAUAUUUGAUACGAGUGCUUUAGAAAUAGAUUAUCCGUCAGAGAUCGCCAACAGACACAAUGACGAAUGUAAUCUUGAGAAACAGAUUCAUCAAGAAACUGAAAUCUUGUAUCGGAAAUUAAAACGGAAAUCACCAUUACAAUUUCCUCAGCCUUCUAAUAAGAAAAUCAAGCUUGAGAAGUCCACAGAAACCAGAACACAAUCAUUAACACCUCAAGAAAAAGCUGAAGCAAUUCGAAGAGCAGCCUCUAAUUUUAAAUCUGAAAAUCCUUACUUCAUGGUUGCAAUGCAGCCAACAUCUCUUCAUUUAAAAAGUCAUUAUAGACUGGCUAUACCAUCAAGCUUUGUGAAGAAAUAUUUCAACAAGCCACAAGGCAUUGCUAUACUUAGUACUAUAGAUGGGAAUUUAUGGCCUGUUGAGCACAAGUAUUAUGUUUCCGAUGCUAGUUCGUCAGCAAAAUUCAGUCGAGGUUGGAAAGAAUUUGCUAUAAGAAAUCAUUUGGAAAUUGGAGAUGUUUGCAUUUUUGAACUGAUCAAUCGCGUUGAUACUACAUUGAAAGUCGCCAUUUUUCGACAUAUCAAAGAUGCUAAUAAGAGCCCAUCACUUGGAAACAACAGGAAAAGGAAACAAGAAGAGAGUGCUGGAGAUGAUAAGACUAUCCAAAGGCAUCUAUGCUCAAAUUUUUAUGAAGCUGCCAACAAAUUUACGUCGGUGAAUCCGUUCUUCAAAACGAAUAUAUCUCGCCUCAGCAGAGUGAAUGUACCUCCCGCGUUUGCGAUGAAAUGCAGCACGAAAAGCACAGAGAAUGUACGAUUCACUUCAUUUGCAAGAGAAAAUUGUCUGAAAGUAGGAGAUGUUUGCAUUUUCGAGUUGAUCAAUUCUGAAUUGCUUCUGCUCAAAGAUUCGAAUCCAGUACUUUGCCAUGAAGAUUCCAACUUCAGUAAGAUUAAGAAGACUAUGUAA
Mercurialis annua (annual mercury) is the source of this 1284-nucleotide messenger RNA. Its product is annotated as B3 domain-containing transcription factor VRN1-like. NCBI's taxonomy places the organism in Eukaryota, Viridiplantae, Streptophyta, Magnoliopsida, Malpighiales, Euphorbiaceae. Gene Ontology annotation, molecular function: DNA binding. The coding region runs from base 1 to 1284 and encodes 427 amino acids. The transcript has 8 exons. The record is from RefSeq and is a predicted model, not a curated record.